AGGCUCCAGCUCCAAUUCAAUUGAACUGCCAAUUUGCAUAUUUCGUUCGGUCGGAAAAACAAUGGAGGAGAAGGACGAACAACCAUCAGAAUCAGAAGCUGCAGCAGCAGCAAAAACCUCACUCUUCCCUGUACUACCCGUCUCUCAACAAAUCACAAGCGUCCCUCACUGGCUUUCCAAUACCAGCUUCACCACCCAACUCUCCGUCAUAAACGACGCCGUUAUCUCACACUUCAAACCUGACCCGCUUCCGUCACCACCGCCACAGCAAGAACAUGAAGAGGAGGAGGUGCCGUCCCAAGCAAAGCCAUACGAGAUGCUGGAAUCUUCUUCUGGAUCCGAUAGAAGCGAUGAGAGAGACAGGACGACAAAGAAGAAAAAGCAUAAGAAGAGGAAGAACAAGAGGAGGAGAGAGAGGUCCGUUGAGAGAGGCCGUGGAGCAUUCGCCGAUUACGGGUCGAGAAAGUCCAGCGUUCGGGCUUGGGCCGACUCCGAGACUAAACCUUCCAAAGAUUAUUUCCUUGAUUCUCAUGGCGACCGCGACAAUUUGGUGUUUGGAUGUCUCUACAGAAUGGACGUUGCUCGCUACAAGCCUUUUGCGGAGGUAUCUGGGAGUGAUUUUCAAGGUUUGUAUCGAUGGAACCAGACAGGUUCAACACUGGAUAGAGAUGCCGAUGUUGAUGCAUUGGAUGGUAAACUAAAAUCUGCUGGUCGCUAUUGGUCUGCAAAGUACAUGGCUUUGGAACGCCAUAAGAACUUAAAGCGUGCUCGCAUACUUGUCCCCAGAGACCUUCCGGUUACAGUUUCCGGUGAUUUUAUUCCUUUAACGGAUAGUCAAUCAUCCAAUGAAGGUGUUGAUGGCGAUGAUUCACUCUCAAGAACUUCAGUGGUUGAAGAAUCUUGGGAAGAUGAAGUACUACGCAAAACACGGGAGUUUAACAAAUUGACGAGGGAGCAGCCCCAUGAUGAAAAGGUUUGGUUAGCUUUUGCGGAAUUUCAAGACAGGGUUGCUGAUAUGCAACCCCAGAAAGGCGCUCGGUUGCAGACACUGGAAAAAAAGAUUAGCAUACUAGAGAAGGCGGCUGAGCUUAACCCAGAUAAUGAAGACCUGUUGCUUUCUCUUCUAAAGGCUUACCAAAGGAGAGACAGUUCUGAUGUGUUAAUUAGUAGAUGGGAAAGGAUACUCAUUCAACAUUCAGGAAGUUACAAGUUGUGGAGAGAGUUUUUGCGUGUAUUUCAAGGGGAGUUCUCAAGGUUCAAGGUUUCAGACAUGAGAAAAAUGUACGCACAUGCAAUCCAGGCUUUAUCUGCUGCAUGCAGAAAGCACUUUAGGCAGGUUUGCCAAGCGGAAGACCGUCCUCCAGAUCUUGCUACUGUUCAACUAGAACUUGGUCUGGUUGAUAUAUUUAUCAGUUUCUGUAGGUUUGAAUGGCAGGCUGGCUAUCAAGAGUUGGCCACUGCUCUAUUUCAGGCUGAAAUUGAAUUCAGUUUGUUUUGUCCUUCAUUACUCCUCACUGAGCAGAGUAAACAGAUACUGUUUGAGCACUUUUGGAAUAGUGAUGGUGCAAGAGUUGGAGAAGAAGGUGCCCUUGGUUGGUCCACAUGGUUGGAGAAAGAGGAAGAAAAUAGGCAGAGGGUUAUCCGAGAGGAGACUGCACAUGAUAAUGAAGGUGGCUGGACAGGUUGGUCGGAACCACUAACCAAAAAUAAGGAAUAUAGUUUAAAGACAGAAAAGGAAUCCGAAAGUAAUGUUGUAGUUGAGGAGUGUCAAGAAGAAUUUGAGGAAGAAGAUGUCAAGAAAGAAGAAGAUACUGAAGCUUUGCUAAAGAUGCUAGGAAUUGAUGUUGAUGUUGGUACUAGUGGUGAGAUUAAAGACACUUCAACCUGGAUCAAAUGGUCGGAAGAAGAGUUAUCGAGAGAUUGUGUUCAAUGGAUGCCUGUUCAUGCAAGAGCUGCUAUCUCUCAUAAUGUUGGUACACCCGAUGGAGAAGCAGAUGAGCACCUUUCGAGAGUAAUAAUGUUUGAAGAUGUCAACGAGUACUUAUUUUCCUUGAGCUCAUCUGAGGCCCGUUUAUCUCUAGUAUUGCAAUUCAUUGAUUUCUUUGGUGGGAAAACCUCUCCGUGGAUAUCUACAAACAGUUCAACUUGGGCUGAGAAAGUCCUUAGCUUUGAGGCAUUGCCAGAUUCUAUAUUACAAACUUUGAGAAGGGUUCAUAAUUUUUUAAGCAAAACACAAGGCAGUUCAAGUAAUUUCAGCUUGGAAUCUCUCUUGGGUACCUCCAAUGACAUCUACAGAAGAACAGACCUGAUGAAAUUUCUUUGUAAUGCUACCUUGCUCUGUUUAUCUGUUUUUCCACGUAAUUUUGUCCUAGAAGAUGCUGCUUUACUUGCCGAAGAGCUAUCUGUUAUGAAUUUGAAUCCUUCCAGCUGUUCUGUUACCCCAUGUCGGGAUCUUGCAAAAUUUCUCUUGAAGAGUGACCGUCAGGAUGUAUUGCUAUGUGGAGUUUAUGCAAGAAGAGAAGCUUUUCAUGGAAAUAUUGAUCAUGCAAGAAGAGUAUUUGACAUGGCAUUGUCAUCUAUUGAAGGGCUUCCUUUGGAAUUACGGUCUAAUGCUUCCCUUCUAUAUUUCUGGUAUGCUGAGACGGAACUUGGUAACAAUAAUGGCAGUGGGUGUGAAUCAUCCUUUCGGGCGAUGUAUAUUUUAUUUUGCUUAGGAAGUGGUGUAACAUAUAGUCCAUAUAAAAGUCAACCAUCAAAUUUGCAAUUGCUGAGAGCACGCCAAGGUUUCAAAGAAAGAAUAAGGACAGUACAAAUGGCAUGGGUGCGAGGUGUUAUAGAUGAUCAAUCUGUUGCUCUCAUAUGUUCUGCAGCUUUAUUUGAAGAGUUAACCUCUGGAUGGGCUGCUGGUAUUGAAGUUCUAGAUCAGGCUUUUUCAAUGGUGCUCCCAGAGAGAAAGAGCCGUAGUUAUCAACUUGAAUUUAUGUUCAACUUUUACAUGAAGAUGCUUUGGAGACAUCGUGGUCAAUCAAGUCUAUCAAAAUGCUGGGAGUCCAUAUUGCAGGGGCUUCAAAUAUUUCCGUUCAGCCCGGAACUUUUAAAUGAUUUAAUUGAGGUUGGCCAUCUUUAUACAACACCAAAUAAACUGCGAUGGGUGUUUGAUGACUGCUGUCAGAAGAAACCGUCUGUGGUCGUCUGGCUUUUUGCGUUGUCAUUUGAGAUGAGUAAAGGGGGAUCACAGCAUAGGAUCCGUGGAUUGUUUGAAAGGGCAUUGGCAAGUGAUAGAUUUCAUAACUCAGUUGUUCUUUGGCGCUGCUACAUUGCAUAUGAGAUGAAGGUAGCAUGCAAUCCUUCAGCAGCUAGGCGGAAUUUCUUUCGAGCUAUUCAUGCCUGCCCAUGGUCAAAAAAGCUAUGGCUUGAUGGGUUUCUCAAAUUAAAUUCUACAUUAUCUGCAAAAGAGCUGUCAGAUCUCCAAGAAGUUAUGCGGGAUAAGGAGCUGAAUCUGAGGACAGACAUAUAUGAAAUUCUUUUGCAAGAUGAGCUUGUACUUUAACAAUUGCUGUACGAAUCCCCUAAUGGUACCAGGUUAGUGGUGCACUGUCAUACUACUGUAAUACUUGAUCAAAACGGGUUGGAAGAGAUUGUACGAUGGUUGUAAGGAGGCCCUUGAAGAUAGGUACAAGUUAAACAGAUGUAUAACUGAGAUUUUGUUGCUUAGAUGUUAUGAAAUGCAUUAUCUUAUUGACAGACACAAGAAAUUGAACCUAAUUAAAAACAUUUAUUCUCACAAUA
Prunus dulcis (almond) is the source of this 3789-nucleotide messenger RNA. RefSeq names its product nuclear exosome regulator NRDE2. Gene Ontology annotation, biological process: RNA processing; regulatory ncRNA-mediated post-transcriptional gene silencing; negative regulation of RNA catabolic process. The transcript has 10 exons. Gene Ontology annotation, cellular component: catalytic step 2 spliceosome. Bases 62 to 3550 code for a protein of 1162 amino acids. Gene Ontology annotation, molecular function: protein binding. NCBI's taxonomy places the organism in Eukaryota, Viridiplantae, Streptophyta, Magnoliopsida, Rosales, Rosaceae. The record is from RefSeq and is a predicted model, not a curated record.